Python bivittatus (Burmese python) is the source of this 1293-nucleotide messenger RNA. Lineage: Eukaryota; Metazoa; Chordata; Lepidosauria; Squamata; Pythonidae. The record is from RefSeq and is a predicted model, not a curated record.
UGCCUUAAACGCUGCGCAUUUCUCUCUCUCCAAGAGCUUCACCUUUUUUGGCAAAACUCUCAUUUCUACAAUUCCGCCAUGGAUGAAGUCUAUUUAGGUGAGAAAGGGGACCUGGCAGCUGACUUUGACAUCAUCAACUGGAUGGUCUUCCCAAAUAACUCCAUUACCAGAGUGAAAUUUGGGAGUCUAAAAAAACAGAGCUCCCUUGACUUCAACCUCAUCAUCAACCCAGAUGGUACUGCACAGAUGAAUUUGCUGAAUAAGCCUCUGCCUUCUUCAAGGUGUGGAGAAAGUUGUCUCCCCGGAUUUGCUAAGGUAGUUCAAGAUGGGAAGCCAGUUUGCUGCUAUGACUGUGUUCCUUGCGCAGAAGGGACCAUCUUGGAUCAGGAAGAUGCCAAAAAAUGCAGCAAGUGUCCAGAAGAUCAGCAUCCGAAUAAGGACAGAGAUCGGUGCGUUUCCAAAGUUAUAACCUUCCUGUCCUAUGAAGGACAUUUGGGCAUCAUCCUAUCUGCCUUUGCUUUAUGCUUGUCCUUAACCACAGGGUUUGUGUUGGGAAUCUUCAUCAAAUUUGUCGAAACUCUGAUAGUCAAGGCUAACAACCGAGAUCUCUCCUACAUUCUCCUUGGGUCCCUCAUCCUUUCCUUCUUAUCCUCCUUCCUCUUCAUUGGCCAGCCAAGAAAAGUCACCUGCCUUCUCCGGCAAACAGCCACUGGCAUCAUCUUUUCACUUGCUGUCUCCUCAAUCUUAGCAAAGACAAUCACAGUGGUGCUGGCCUUCCUGGCCACAAAACCAGAGAACAUGGUGAAGAGAUGGCUGGGAAAGAGUCUGGCCAACUCCAUUGUCUUUUCUUGCUCUGCUGUCCAAGUUAUUGUCUGCACUAUCUGGUUGGGCACCACUCCCCCAUUCCCUGACUCAGAUAUGCAUUCCCAGGCUGGAGAGAUUGUCUUGCAAUGCAAUGAAGGCUCAGUCACCAUGUUUUAUUCUGCCCUUGGCUACAUGGGCUUCCUGGCUGCCAUCUGCUUCACAGUGGCUUUCUUAGCUAGGAAGCUACCUGCAGCCUUCAACGAAGCCAAGCUGAUCACCUUCAGCAUGCUGGUCUUCUGCAGUGUUUGGGUCUCCUUCGUGCCCACCUACCUGAGCACCAAGGGCAAAUACAUGGUGGCCGUGCAGGUCUUCUCCAUCUUGGCCUCCAGUGCUGGGUUGUUGGGCUGCAUCUUCUUCCCCAAGUGCUACAUUAUUUUGCUGAGGCCUGAUCUGAACACAAAGGAGCAGCUAACCACAAAAAUAAAAUAA